Molecule: messenger RNA, 798 nt
Organism: Symbiodinium sp. CCMP2456
Lineage: Eukaryota; Dinophyceae; Suessiales; Symbiodiniaceae
Source: the annotation of a GenBank genome assembly
AUGGCGAUCUUCCUGGCAUUCCUGUUUUCGGUGGUGGCCAUCACUCAGUUCACAACCGCUGACAAAUCUACCCGUCACACUGGGCUGAAAACGCCGCCGGUGGCACUGCCAUUGCUGCAAGAAGCUUCGGAUGAAUGGCUGCUGCAAGAGGAGACUGGCCAAGAGCCUGCAGAAACCUCUGACAUCCCUGAUGUCUCCUGCGACACGCCCGCCGCGCAGCUCUUCAGGAUUCCCAGCCUCACCGAGCUGCCGACUCCCUUGCCGGAUCUGCUCGUCGUGCUGGUGGCCUUCGCAUGCUUCGGGAUCUCCUGUCGACUGCGCACCAUCCUACAUGCCGUUGCUCGAAAGGACCGUCAGCCCCAGGUUCCAGUGGAAAGCACUGAUGCCUUCGGCUGCACAAAGCUCCAUGUGGCAGCACAUGCGGGCUUGUUAGAGGAGGUCCAGAGCUUGCUGAAGUGCGGCUCUAAUCCGAAUGCCCAAGAGGCGUGGGAUGAGACUCCACUUCACAUGGCUUCCCGGGCUGGACACUUGCAAAUCGCAACCCUCCUCGUCGCGCACGGUGCAGACAUCAACAUGCGCAAUGCAGAUGACGAAACCCCAUUGGUGGUUGCUGCGAAUGCAGGCAAGCGGGAAGUCUGCUCCUAUCUGCUUGAGAUGGGAGCUGGCACAGGAGGUUUGGGGGAGGAAAGGCUGCCCUGCCUUCUGAACACCCUGCUCAUGCAGCGAAUGUUCAUGACAGAUGCGGACAGCAAGCUCAAGGCUCCUCCAACAGCAGCCAAAACGACUGCGUGCAGGUGA